AUGGCUCACAAUUCGUUGACUGACGCUCCUCGCAAUUUCAGGGAAGGCAUUGAUUGGCUCUUGGCCCUGAAAGGAAGGUACCCUGACGAGAGCCUCAAGGGUAUGGGCGAGGCAGUUUAUCAAUUGUUCAAAAGUGAUAAUGUUAGCGUUGAAGCGUCCACAGCUCUCCAGAAUGUACACGACAUUUGCAAAACGUUCUUGGACAAAGAAGGUUUGAACGAACAGUUUUUCGUAAAAGAAUUCCUACAUCGGCUGGCCAGGCCUAUGAACAAAAAGCCCGGCGCACUCGAUGAAAGCCCGGAGGUCAGUGCUAGCAGUGUGACGAAGGACUUAGUUCAUGUUGUGGGCCGUUGUGAGAAGUUCUUGAAAAAGAGCAAACUCUACAAGCAGUAUCCUGACGCUUACACCCGAAGUGCAACGUGGAAUUCGUCAUGCGCGCAGAACCCAGAAGCCUGUGCAGUCGUACUCGUGGGAAUUGCACCUAUGUUGUACACAGGCUUGCGUUCUUUACAGGUUGCGAGCGCCGGAGCACUCGAAGAUGAGUCGGAUUCCGCGGCCAAGGAGCGCAUGGGAGAGGUAUUGAAGGCCGUCGGUUUUGACGAUUCAGAAUGCCCAGCUAGCAACAGGAAUGCACCCGUACACAGGGCUUUGAGACGUGUGGAUGAACGUGUAUUUACCAUACUCCACAACCUCGCCGGGUUUUGGGUUUUCAAUUGA
Molecule: messenger RNA, 717 nt
Organism: Babesia bigemina
Lineage: Eukaryota; Apicomplexa; Aconoidasida; Piroplasmida; Babesiidae
Exons: 1
Coding region: 1-717 (238 amino acids)
Source: RefSeq, a predicted model, not a curated record